CGCGCGGCUGGGUAAAGCGCGGCCCCGGCCCGUUCUUGAAAGCGGACGCGGCAGCCUCUGCCGGUGUAGCCGCCGCCAUGAGUCGCAACUACAACGAUGAGCUGCAGUUCUUGGAAAAAGUCAACAAGAACUGCUGGAGGAUCAAGAAGGGUUUCGUGCCUAACAUGCAGGUGGAAGGCGUUUUCUACGUGAAUGACUCUUUGGAGAAAUUAAUGUUUGAGGAGUUACGGAAUUCCUGCCGAGGUGGAGGGGUGGGUGGCUUCCUGCCAGCCAUGAAACAGAUCGGCAACGUGGCAGCCCUGCCCGGGAUUGUUCACCGUUCUAUUGGUCUUCCGGAUGUCCACUCCGGUUACGGGUUUGCUAUUGGGAACAUGGCAGCCUUUGACAUGGACAACCCUGAGGCAGUGGUUUCGCCAGGUGGUGUCGGGUUCGAUAUCAACUGUGGGGUCCGCCUGCUGAGAACCAACCUGGAUGAGAGUGACGUGCAGCCUGUGAAGGAGCAGCUGGCCCAGGCCAUGUUUGACCACAUCCCCGUCGGCGUGGGGUCCAAAGGGGUCAUCCCGAUGAAUGCCAAAGACUUGGAGGAGGCCUUGGAGAUGGGUGUGGACUGGUCCUUGAGAGAAGGCUACGCCUGGGCCGAAGACAAGGAGCACUGUGAGGAGUAUGGAAGGAUGCUACAGGCCGACCCCAACAAGGUCUCCGCGAGGGCCAAGAAAAGAGGUCUUCCUCAGUUGGGGACGCUGGGGGCAGGCAACCAUUACGCAGAAAUCCAGGUCGUGGAUGAGAUCUUCAAUGAGUAUGCUGCCAAGAAAAUGGGCAUCGACCACAAGGGACAGGUGUGCGUGAUGAUCCACAGCGGAAGCCGAGGCCUGGGCCACCAGGUCGCCACAGGUGCGUGCCGGACUCAUGAUUUCACGUGGCGUUGUCGGGGACGCAAGGACCAGUGGCCCGAGCCCCAGUCAGUAAGCUCCGGUGUGAAGAGCUGGUCCUGGCUGCCUUUAACCGGCCGCGGUUUCCGGCAGGCUUUUGCCAAGGUCUUCAACACCACCCCUGACGACUUGGACCUGCACGUCAUCUACGAUGUGUCCCACAACAUCGCCAAGGUCGAGCAGCACGUGGUGGACGGCAAGGAGCGCACGCUGCUGGUGCACAGGAAGGGCUCCACCCGGGCCUUCCCGCCGCACCACCCCCUCAUCGCCGUCGAUUACCAGCUCACCGGACAGCCCGUGCUCAUUGGCGGCACCAUGGGAACCUGUAGUUACGUCCUCACCGGCACUGAGCAGGGCAUGACGGAAACCUUUGGCACCACCUGCCAUGGAGCGGGCCGUGCAUUGUCUCGAGCGAAAUCCAGGCGGAACUUGGAUUUCCAGGAUGUCCUGGACAAGCUGGCAGAUAUGGGAAUUGCAAUCCGUGUCGCCUCCCCAAAACUGGUUAUGGAAGAGGCUCCCGAAUCGUACAAGAACGUGACGGAUGUGGUGAAUACCUGCCAUGAUGCUGGGAUCAGCAAGAAGGCCAUCAAACUGAGGCCCAUUGCUGUCAUCAAAGGCUAGAGCUGGACCAGAUCCCCCAGGCCCCUCUCGCCCUCACCGCCCGGACGUGGACG
Molecule: messenger RNA, 1603 nt
Organism: Echinops telfairi (small Madagascar hedgehog)
Lineage: Eukaryota; Metazoa; Chordata; Mammalia; Afrosoricida; Tenrecidae
Gene: RTCB
Product: RNA 2',3'-cyclic phosphate and 5'-OH ligase
Exons: 12
Coding region: 78-1550 (490 amino acids)
Biological process (GO): tRNA splicing, via endonucleolytic cleavage and ligation
Cellular component (GO): tRNA-splicing ligase complex; nucleus
Molecular function (GO): RNA ligase (ATP) activity
Source: RefSeq, a predicted model, not a curated record